This is a messenger RNA of Trifolium pratense (red clover), 1166 nucleotides long. Its product is annotated as transcription factor MYB46-like. Lineage: Eukaryota; Viridiplantae; Streptophyta; Magnoliopsida; Fabales; Fabaceae. The transcript has 2 exons. The record is from RefSeq and is a predicted model, not a curated record. The coding region runs from base 69 to 959 and encodes 296 amino acids.
CAUAUGUUUCAUAUUGACAUAUCAAAUUAUUAGCCAAUUUGGGAAGGAAAUUAAGUUGUGCAUAUACAAUGAGAAAGCCAGAGGUUUCUAGUACUAAAAAUAACAACAUUAAUAAGAAGAAGCUUAGAAAAGGAUUAUGGUCACCAGAAGAAGAUGAGAAACUUAUGAACUAUAUGGUAAGGAAUGGACAAGGUUGUUGGAGUGAUGUGGCAAGAAAUGCUGGAUUAGAAAGAUGUGGCAAAAGUUGUAGGCUAAGAUGGAUCAAUUAUUUAAGGCCUGAUCUUAAAAGAGGUGCUUUCUCACAACAAGAAGAAGAACUCAUCAUUCAUUUUCAUACCCUUCUUGGAAACAGAUGGUCUCAAAUAGCAACACGUUUGCCAGGAAGAACAGACAACGAAAUAAAAAACUUUUGGAAUUCAACCAUAAAGAAAAAACUUAAGAACUUGUCUUCAACCUCACCAAAUGCAAGUGAUGAGUCCUCACCUGAGCCUAACAAAGAUCUCAAUAUACAAGGGUCCUAUAUUUCUACACACCAACAUGCAAAUUAUAACAAUUACAUGAAUAUGCCUAUGUUCACCUCAUCAUCAUCAAUGUUGGAAAACACAAUUUUUAAUACCAUGAACAUUGAUACAUUGCCUAUGCUAGAUCAUGGUGGAUCAUACUUCAACAAUGGAGUUGAAAUUAUUAAAGAUUCUUAUUUAGAAAAUGGUGUGUUUGGAAGUGUAAAUAUUGGAGUACAAGAGGAAGUGUGCAAGAAAGAAACUAACAAUAGUGAUUAUUAUUUUGGUGACAUAAACAUCAACACUAUACUUAACAACUGCAAUAUUAUUGAGAGUAAUAAUAAUAAAAUUGAAAAUAGGAGUGAGGUAGUGGAGAAUUUAUAUCAAGAACAAUUCAAUUUGGGAGAGUUGGAGUUUGAGGAGUUGAUGAAAGAUGUUUCAUCUUUUCUCUUUUCUUGAUUUUUCAGUUUGAUCCAAUAAUUGUGAUCCUUAAUUUCCAAUUAUAUUUUUUUCUUCUCAAUUUCUCCUAAUUGGGAUCCCAUUUCUUAGUCAAAAUUACCUCCAGAAAAUUAUGGACCUUUAUACUUGGUAAUUAAUUUCAUUAGAACCAGCUUGUAAUAUUUUUUUAGUUGAUUACUAUAUAAAUAAUCUUCUUAGCUUGUAAAA